Messenger RNA from Microsporum canis CBS 113480, 705 nucleotides. RefSeq lists its product as uncharacterized. The coding region runs from base 1 to 705 and encodes 234 amino acids. The transcript is spliced from 4 exons. The record is from RefSeq and is a predicted model, not a curated record. NCBI's taxonomy places the organism in Eukaryota, Fungi, Ascomycota, Eurotiomycetes, Onygenales, Arthrodermataceae.
AUGAUCGAAGAAGAAAAGAAAGAGAAAAAAAAAGAUAACGAAAACGAAAGGGCCAUAUUAUGGAGACGCGCUGAGCUGGCGAAAGUAAAAACGUCAAAAACUGUUGGAUCGUUGAUAAUCAUACAUGGAAUCUCGGAAGCAGGUCCCAUGGGAGGUAAGUAUGCAGCCCCCCCUUUUACUCCCUCAUUUGAACAUAUUUUUUUUAAUCCAUGCGCCCCCUUGCGCAUUGGGGGUUGGAUACUGAGCUCUGAAUGGUUCGGUUAUUGGUUUGUAUGCAUCUGCGUUUGUAAGACGGUAGGAGAAGAGGAGGAACAUAAAAAGAAACGUUCAAAGGAUAAAAGAAAUAAUGCUGCUUUUUAUAGUACAAGAAAAGAAGAAGCCUCCCAAGAGUUCGCUAGACGAUGCGGUUACGCGAGAUGGAAUCGCAUGAUUUACCUCGUGUCCGUGGCUUUGUCUGACAGAGAAAGAGAAGAAGAAAAAAAAAACAGGAAGAAAACAAAGACCAUCGAGGGAGAGAGAAAUGUCAACGGUAGAAGGGCAAAUAAUAAGAAUAAGAUGGGAAUGCAAAACAUCGUAGCCAUCAUACGGAUACAAGGAUCCCGACGCAGUCAGAUGACUUCAUGCAUUAAACAGCAGGCCAUCCCGCACCUCUCGACAAGGGCCCAACGGCUGCUGUUUCCACCUCAACUUGCACCAAGAAAUUGA